This is a messenger RNA of Hibiscus syriacus, 2566 nucleotides long. RefSeq lists its product as uncharacterized. The coding region runs from base 272 to 2536 and encodes 754 amino acids. NCBI's taxonomy places the organism in Eukaryota, Viridiplantae, Streptophyta, Magnoliopsida, Malvales, Malvaceae. The record is from RefSeq and is a predicted model, not a curated record. The transcript is spliced from 13 exons.
UUCCGCCACGUGUGCAUCACCUUCGUUCUCAACGGCGCACAAACUAAUAAUUUAUUGUUGAUUUAACAAAGCCCACUGCUUUGUUUUCUUAAUAGAGAAGAACAGGUACAGCGAAACGAAUCUGAUGCUAAACUCCAUUUUGCUGUGAAAGAAAGCAAAGAUCCCAUCUUUGAAGUAAACCCCAUCUCCCCCAAAUUCGAUUUCUUCAAGUAACCUCCGCAAAAAUAAGAGGUUUUUGUUUCUGUUUCUGUUUUGGUUUUGGUGUUUGACAAUGGCGGAAGACUUUGCAAGGGCGGUGGAAGACGGGCUUAAGCUAGCAAAACGGGUAUACUUAGGUAAAGACAGAGCAGUGACGACGGCGCCGCCGCCUUUGCAGUUUUUAUCCGAUUGGUACUUGCCGUCUGCUCCUAUGGUUUACGCGGUUAUAUCCGACCCGAGGAUGGUGGACAACCCGGAUAUGCCGAGUUACCAGCCUCAUGUCCACGGCCGGUGCGAUCCGCCGGCUUUGAUUCCUCUCCAGAUGAGCGGCGUCGAUCUCGAAGUUGAUUGUUAUGGAGAUACGGCUUUCGUUCAGGUCUCCGGUAAAUUGAGGGUCCAUUGCGUCAUGGGUAGCCGUUCUUGUGAUUGUCGGAUUGCUGUCCCCAUGGGAAACCAGGGUUCGAUACUAGGGGUGGCGGUUGAUCUUCCCGGGAAAUCGUAUUCGACUGAACUGAUCGGAGAAGAAGAAAGUAGGGUUAUUGAAAAGUUAGCAAGACCACAAGAUGCAGGCUUUUUGAAGCCACACAUAUUUACUUUAACAAUACCACAGGUUGAUGGUGGUACUAAUAUCGGAAUCAAGCUUCGUUGGUCUCAGAAAUUGUUGUACGAUCAGGGCCAGUUUUCCUUAACCGUUCCCUUUCGAUUUCCUGAAUACGUUACACCGGCUGUAAGGAAGAUUUCGAAGAAAGAACGGAUUCAGUUGAAUGUCAACUCUGGUAUUGCAGCUGGAGUCUUGUGCAAGGCAACUAGUCAUCCUUUGAAGGAAACGAAACGGCAGGCCAAGAAGUUUUCGUUCUUGUAUGAAGCAGAAGUUCUCACUUGGUCUAAUACUGAUUUCAGUUUCUCUUAUAGUGUCUCGUCCGGUAACUUAUUCGGAAGCGUCCUUUUGCAAUCUCCGCCUUUGUAUGAUUGUGACCAAAGGGAUAUGUUUUGUGUUUAUAUUUUACCUGGAAGUCAGAAGAGUAGGAAGGUUGGUGUUCAAAAGGCGGUCGUAUUCGUAGUCGACCUAAGUGACAGCAUGCAAGGGAAGCCACUCGAGGCUACCAAGAUUGCAAUAUCUUCUGCCCUGUCGAAACUCGGUCCAGAAGAUUCAUUUAACAUUAUCGCUUUUAGUAGUGAAACUUCUCUAUUUUCAACUUCCAUGGAGUUGGCUUCUGACGAAGCGAUUGAACGGGCCACUACAUGGAUGAGCACGAAAUCUACAAUGGGUGAAGGUACGGCUAUGUCGAUUCCACUGGAAAAGGCAUCCGAGAUGCUAUCGGACACUAGUGGUUCGGUUCCUAUGAUUUUUCUUAUCACCGAUGGGGCUGUUGAAGAUGAGAGAAACAUUUGUGACUCGAUGAAAAAACGUUUGACAAACGGAGGAUCACCGUCUCCGCGCAUAUAUACUUUUGGCAUAGGUUCAUUCUGUAAUCACUAUUUCCUGCGCAUGCUUGCCAUGAUCGGCCGGGGAGAUUUCGAUGCUACUUGUGAUCUAGAUUUAAUUGAGGUUCAGAUGCAAAAGUUAUUUAGCAAAGCUUUGUCUACCGUUCUUGCCGAUAUAACCAUCGAUGCAUUCGAUGGUAACGAACAAAUAGAGGUGUACUCUUCAUGCAUUCCCGACCUUUCCUUCGAAGACCCGUUAACGAUAUGCGGUAGGUACGAAGGAAGUUUCCCUGACACGGUCAAAGCUAACGGUAUCUUAGGGGAUUUGAGUAACUUUGUCACGGACUUGAAGGUUGUAAGGAAUACCGACGUUCCUCUUGACAGAGUGUUAGCACGGCAGCAGAUCGAUCUACUCACGGCUCGAGCAUGGUUGUCGGAAGAUAAACAGCUCGAGCAGAAGGUUGCACAAUUGAGCAUCGAGACUUGCAAUAUCUCGGAGUAUACUCGAAUGGUCCUACUCGAGAAAAAUAAACUGGACAAAGCAAAUGAAUCGUCUGGAGCUCUAAAGGUAAAGAAAGGCGAUCCGCACAAGAUCAGGGAUCCCGGAGCGCCCAAGAAGGUACUGCUUCGGAGGCUUUCGGUUGGCUUCGGCGACCUGACCGCAACCGCCGAAAACAUGCGUCCGGGAGCGGAAGAACCAAAACUGCCGGACGCCGCGGAAGCUUUCAUGAAGGCGACUUCGGAUUGCUGCGGCCGGACGUGCGAGCGCUGCUGUUGCCUGUGCUGCAUCCAAUGUUGUUCGAAGAUGAAUGAUCAGUGUGCCAUUUUGUUGACACAAAUAUUCACUGCUUUGGCAUUCAUCGGUUGCCUGGAAUGUUGCACAUUGUGCUGUUGUGCACAAGAUGGGCAAUAGUGUCUAUACGAUACUCAAUUCGAAUUAAUC